Messenger RNA from Gaeumannomyces tritici R3-111a-1, 3113 nucleotides. Its product is annotated as origin recognition complex subunit 1. Bases 348 to 2804 code for a protein of 818 amino acids. Gene Ontology annotation, molecular function: ATP binding; ATP hydrolysis activity; chromatin binding. The record is from RefSeq and is a predicted model, not a curated record. Gene Ontology annotation, cellular component: nuclear origin of replication recognition complex. Gene Ontology annotation, biological process: mitotic DNA replication checkpoint signaling; DNA replication initiation. NCBI's taxonomy places the organism in Eukaryota, Fungi, Ascomycota, Sordariomycetes, Magnaporthales, Magnaporthaceae. The transcript has 4 exons.
CGAGACGCGUUUUCUUGACGUUGGACCGGACAGGGCAGGCAACGAACGCCCAGGCCGACUGCCACCCAGAAUUGACCAGGCAUUUACCCAACGACCUUGCAUCGCUCAUUGUCCUAGCCUACCACUGUUCAUUGCGCGAACCUGCUUGCCUAAUCGCCUUGUAUUCUCCCUGGCUUCGUCACAUAGGAACCAUUUGCUUGAGUUUCGGAUUGUCACUGUUUGUUAUCUUGCACAGGAGUUUCGGCCCAUGGCCCGUUGGUAGCUGAGCCUCUCUUUCUCCCCCGUCGCAACCGCGGCCUUGCCUCGAACCCAGGCCAGUCGAGGCAACGAGUUUCAGGCCGCGCAUAAUGGCCGAUGCCCUGCCUAAAGCGAAGCGAAAUAAAAGGAUUAUCCCCGGCGUGCUUAGAGACGACUCGGACGACGAGCUCGGCGACGACGACCUGCCAUGGGAAUGGAUCUAUGACGGCGAAGGACCGGCCGGCGACAGCAAUGGAACCACCUCGAACCCCUCGCUCCCACCCCCGGGCGAGCCGUCGCAGGAUCCAGCGGCCAACGGUGCCGGCCGGCGCAAGAGGAAGCGAGCACCUGAAAUACCAGAGCACAAGAUUAUCGGCGCCCGCAUGGGCGAAUUUGAGUGCAGACUCGGCGACACGGUCCUCCUGAAGGCCGAGGGGUCCAACGAGGCUUGGGUCGGCAUAAUAUGCGACUUUGUCGAAGAGGAUGGUGAUGAGGGCGAGAAGGCUGCACACUUUAUGUGGUUCUCUACCGCGAGGGAGAUCCGCAACAAGGAGAAGAAGCUGACCGACACAUACUGGAACGAGCUCUAUAUCACACCCUCGUGGGACACGAACCCCUUGGCCGCCAUCAAUGGCAAGGCAACCGUCAUGUCACAAGAGGCAUUUCUCGCCAAGUACCCGAGCGGCAAGGUCCCGAGGAACUCGCGCGAGUUUGGCAAGGUGUUCGUAUGUCGCCGCGGCUGCAACACGCGCACAGCCAGCUAUACGAACGAGUUUGUGUGGGAAGACAUAUUUAGUGGCACCGCGCUGGACGUCUAUAAACUCAUUGAGCGUGUCAAGACGGAAACCAAGGCCACACGAGCGCGGCGCAAACCGAAAGAGCCUUCCGCUGACGUUUACGAGUUUUCCGCCGCCGGAGACGACGACGACGACGAUGACGAUGUAGCUAAGAAGCUUCAGCGGACACCUAAAAAGCGCAAAAUGGCAAGCGCGACGACUCCCAGCAGGGCGCGUGGGGCCAGCAAGCCUGCUACUCCGUCUUCACAUAGGAGGGUUGUGGUGAAGAAGCACCUAGAGUUCACGCCCUUGGCCAUGAGGACACUGCCUCCAAGCCAGUUGCAGGGCUCUCCGUUUCAGAUUGCGCGAACGCAGCUACACGUGGCCUCGGUGCCGACCAGCCUGCCAUGCCGCGAGUCCGAGUUUAGCGAGGUGUACGCGCAUCUCGAGGCGGCCAUCACGGACGGGGCCGGCUCGUGUAUCUACAUCUCGGGCACCCCUGGCACGGGAAAGACGGCGACGGUGCGCGAGGUGGUGUCGCGGCUGGACGAGGCGGUCCGCCACGACGAGCUAGACGAUUUCAUCUUUGUUGAGAUCAACGGCAUGAAGGUCUCGGACCCGCACCAGGCCUACUCGCUGCUCUGGGAGGCUCUCAGGGGCCAGCGCGUCAGCCCGGCGCAGGCGCUGGACCUGCUGGAGCGCGAGUUCAGCAACCCCAGCCCGCGUCGUGUGCCCUGCGUCGUGCUGAUGGACGAGCUGGAUCAGCUCGUCACCAAGAACCAAGGCGUCAUGUACAACUUUUUCAACUGGCCCGGCCUGAGACACAGUCGACUCAUUGUCCUGGCGGUGGCGAACACGAUGGAUCUUCCAGAGCGAACUCUCAGUAACAAGAUCAGCAGCAGACUUGGCCUUACCCGUAUCACGUUCCCAGGAUACACCCACGAGCAACUCAUGAAGAUCAUCCAAUCAAGACUAGAGGGCGUUCCCGGAAACAUUGUGGAGGCGGACGCCGUCCAAUUUGCCAGCCGAAAGGUGGCGGCCGUGAGCGGUGACGCCCGACGCGCACUCGACAUCUGCAGACGGGCCGUCGAGCUCGCCGAGGCCGAAAGCCGCAGCCUAACGGGCGUGUCGGAAGCCCCAGACACUCCUAGCAAGAAGCGGCAGCAGCAGCAGCAACAGCCAAAGCAGCAGGACAACGCGGCGGCGGCGGCCAAGAAGAAGCGCAACGCCGGGCGCGUCACCAUCGAGACGAUCCGGCGGGCCAUCGCCGAGGCCACGACGAGCCCGCUGCAACAAUACCUGCGGGCGCUCCCCUUCGCGUCGAGGCUGCUCCUCGCCGCGCUGCUGAUGCGCGUGACGCGCACGGGGCUGGCCGAGAGCACGUACGGCGACGUGCUCGAGGAGAUGCAGCGGGCCGUCAAGUUCGCCGCGGGCGGGAGCAGGCAGGUCGAGCUGCUCGGGCGCCGCAGGGUCAACGCCGCCGGCCAGUACGUGGCCACCGCCGCCGCCGACGACGACGGGUCGGCGGCGGCGGCGGCCUUGUCUCUGGACGCAUCAGUGGCGUGGACGCCGAGCGGGGCCGCGGCCAAGAAGAAGCGCGACCAGCACGGCGCCGGCCGCCUCGCCGGGCUCGGAUCCGCCGCCGUCGAGCUCACGGGCGCCGGCAUCGUCAACCUCGAGGCGCAGAGGCCCGAGCGGCCCAGCAAGAUCCGGCUCGCGGUCGGCGACGAGGAGGUCAGGCUUGCCUUUCGGGACGACCCGGAGAUCAAGGCUCUCGGCCUUGUCCUGUGAGCCUAGGGAGCUCUUUUGUGUACCACUCGACAAGCAUGGGGGUUUUUUUUGUAUGAUUGUAGCAUACGGUGGUAUCCUUCAUGUACGGUUGAAAGAAACCAAACGAGUAGAUGGUGUUUUUGUUGUUCUUAUAGAUGUUCCCUUUUUUUUUUUUAAAUAACACCCCAAAUGGGGGCUGCAAACGGCCUUUUGCUGUAUAUCGGCUUUCUCUCUUGAUACCAAAGGCCGCUAGACUGUUGGCUGACGAGAGGGAAAUCUAAUAACAUGGUCUGAUUAUUGUUACAUAAACUAUACUCAGGCGACCCAACG